Messenger RNA from Tinamus guttatus (white-throated tinamou), 711 nucleotides. The record is from RefSeq and is a predicted model, not a curated record. NCBI's taxonomy places the organism in Eukaryota, Metazoa, Chordata, Aves, Tinamiformes, Tinamidae.
AUGCGGUGGUUCUUUUUCGGGAGAGCUGCAGGCAGCAUUGGCGACUGCAGGGAGGCUGCACCUCCGAGGGAGCAUCCUGAAUGGGGGCCAGAACCAUGGAAUACUCUGUGGAACGGAUGGGAGACCUGCACCCAGGUAUCUCCAGAACCAUGGACGCAGAAGGACCCCAUGGCGGUUUUACAGUAUUGGGGUCAGUUUGACCAUACUAAGAACUUGGUGCGACUGGAACAUGCCGGUCGGAUGGGAGGUGCUCUGCUGUGUGCAUAUAAGAUUUUAACGGGGCAGUUAAAGGAGGAACAGGAGAGGAAUCAGCUCCUCCAAGAGCAAUUGGAACAACCCAUCUUCAGCACCCGAGCUCAUGUCUUCCAGAUUGACCCAAACACUAAGAAGAACUGGGUUCCCACCAGCAAGCAUGCUGUUACUGUGUCCUACUUCUAUGACAGCACAAGAAAUGUCUACAGGAUAAUCAGUUUGGAUGGCUCAAAGGCAAUAAUAAAUAGCACUAUCACCCCCAACAUGACAUUUACUAAAACAUCCCAGAAGUUUGGCCAGUGGGCAGACAGCAGGGCAAAUACAGUCUAUGGCUUGGGAUUUUCUUCUGAACAUCACCUUUCAAAAUUUGCGGACAAAUUUCAGGAAUUCAAAGAAGCUGCACGACUAGCAAAGGAAAAAUCCCUAGAAAAGAUGGAGCUAACAAGUACGCCCUCGCAA